AUGGCUUCCUCAGACCUGGAACAGUUAUGUUCUUAUAUUAAUGAAAAGAUCAGUAAUAUUAAAAACACUUUGUCUUUAAGAAACUGUGGCCAAGAACCUGUCUUGAAAACUCUGCUAAAUAAAAUUGGAGAUGAGAUCAUUGUCGUAAAUGAACUCCUAAAUAAACUGGAAUUGGAAAUUGAGUAUCAAGAACAAACCAGCAGUGCACUCAAGGAACUCUGCGAAUCUCUUGGAAAAGAUUACAAAGACGCUCAACAUCUCAAAGAAAACAUUCCCCCCCAUUUGCCUCCUGUAACAGAAAGCAAGAACCUCGAUCAGGGGUCAGAAGUUAAACCUGAUGAACCAGUCGAAGCUGUGGAACCUGCACCCAUAAAUAAGCCCCGCAAAGAACAACGGAACAUUAAAGAAAUGCCGUUUAUAACUUCUGACGAGUUCAAUGGUGUUCCCGGCUACAUGAAAUCACGCUUAACCUAUUGUCAGAUUAAUGAUGUUAUUAAAGAAAUUAACAAGGCAGUGGCCUGUAAAUAUAAGAUCUUGCAUCAACCGAAAAAGUCUCUGAGUUCUGUGGCCAGAAACCUUUAUCACAGAUUUAUGGAAGAAGAAAUAAAGGAUACCAAAGGUCACUAUUUCAUAGUGGAAGCAGACAUAAAGGAGUUCACGGCUCUGAAAGUUGACAAGAGGUUUCACGUGAUCCUGAAUAUUUUGCGACACUGUAAGAGGCUGUCAGAGGUCCGAGGGGGAAGAAUUACCCGUUACGUUAUAACCUGA
This is a messenger RNA of Elephantulus edwardii (Cape elephant shrew), 768 nucleotides long. RefSeq names its product spindle and kinetochore associated complex subunit 1 (gene SKA1). Gene Ontology annotation, biological process: mitotic cell cycle; chromosome segregation; regulation of microtubule polymerization or depolymerization. Gene Ontology annotation, molecular function: microtubule binding. The coding region runs from base 1 to 768 and encodes 255 amino acids. Gene Ontology annotation, cellular component: outer kinetochore; spindle microtubule; mitotic spindle. NCBI's taxonomy places the organism in Eukaryota, Metazoa, Chordata, Mammalia, Macroscelidea, Macroscelididae. The record is from RefSeq and is a predicted model, not a curated record. The transcript is spliced from 6 exons.